AUGGGGCUCUUGACCUUCGACCAGACCCGUGCCUGGAUGGUACGCGCGAAGCUGCAGAAGCGCAGUCUCCUCAUCGCGAUCAACUGCCUGGCAGGCAUGUCCAUUUUCUUCUUUGGAUACGAUCAGGGUAUGAUGGGCGGCGUCAAUCAGAGUCCCAACUACGUCAAUCUGAUGGACUUUGGCCACGUCAAUCCUGAUGGCAGCAUCGUUGUGACUGAUUCGCUUCUACAGGGUGGCAUCAUGUCCGUCUUCUACCUUGGUACCCUUGUCGGCUGCAUGUUCGGCGGCUGGUUCGGCGACAAGUUCGGCAGGAUCAGUACGAUUGCUCUGGGUGCUGUCUGGGGAAUAUUCGGCGCAGUGCUGCAAUGUUCAGCACAGAACAGCAACUGGAUGAUCGGAUCUCGACUUGUGAACGGUAUCGGCACUGGCAUCCUUAAUGGAAUUGUUCCUGCGUGGGCUUCUGAGCUGUCUGACCACAUGUCUCGAGGGACCUUCAUCGCCAUGGAGUUCACACUCAACAUCUUUGGUGUCGUUGUGGCUUAUUGGCUCGCGUAUGCUGUCAAGUUCAUCGACAACGGGUAUCCGGCCUUCCGCUGGCGGUUUCCCAUUGCCUUCCAGAUCGCCCCCUUGUUGUGCCUGGUCGCGUUCUGCUGGGCCUUUCCCGAGUCUCCUCGCUGGCUCUGCAAAGUCGGUAGGAAUGAUGAGGCAUUGUACAUCUUGGAGCGCGUGCGGGGCACGGAAGGUGCCGAUGCUGGCAUCGCCCGAGCCGAACUCGAAGGCAUCAAAGCCGUGGUCGAGCUUGAGAAAUCAGCCGAAGGAACGUCGCACCUCUCGAUGUUCCUGGGGCGCAAGUGCGACAAGCUGCAUAAUGCACGUCGCGUACAACUCGUCGUCUGGCUUCAGAUCCUGCAGUGCUGGACCGGUAUCGCAGGCGUUACUAUGUACGGUCCCACCAUCUUCUCCAUCGCUGGCUUUGGAGUGGACAAGACGCAGUGGGUGGCGGGCGUGAACAAUAUCUUCUACAUGUUCUCAACCAUUAUAUGCGUUGUCACCAUCGACAGGAUUGGUCGUCGUUGGACGCUGUUCUACGGCUCCACUGGUCAAGGGAUCGCCAUGUUCCUUUGCGGCGGGCUUUCUCGCGGCGGUUUGGACGCCAGAGCGGCCGGUAAAAUCAAUGUCGCCAAUCAGUGGGGUGCGGCCGCGGCUUCUAUGGUCUUUGUCUACACCUUUAUCUUUGGCGCCACCUGGCUGACAGUUCCGUGGCUGUACCCAGCCGAGAUCUUCCCUCUGCAUGUGCGAGCAAAAGGCAUGGCCUGGGGCGUUGUCGGCUGGUCUAUUGGGAACGGCACGUUGACACUAGUCCUGCCGUACAUUGUGAAUGCGAUCAACGAGAAAAUGUUCUACAUAUUCGCAGUCGUCAAUGUCAUCAGCAUUCCAAUCGUGUGGGCAUUCUACCCUGAGGCCAACCAGAGGACUCUCGAAGAGAUGGACCUGUUGUUCGCUGCUGACGAGCCGUGGACCUGGUCUGCCGAGAAGAGGUUUGCGGAGCUCAAGGAGGAGCAG
Molecule: messenger RNA, 1563 nt
Organism: Boeremia exigua
Lineage: Eukaryota; Fungi; Ascomycota; Dothideomycetes; Pleosporales; Didymellaceae
Product: general substrate transporter
Exons: 4
Biological process (GO): carbohydrate transport; transmembrane transport
Cellular component (GO): membrane
Molecular function (GO): carbohydrate:proton symporter activity
Source: RefSeq, a predicted model, not a curated record